CAGAAAGUGAAUCAGAUCGACUCUCAAACCCCUUUGUUCUCGGUCGGAUCGACCAACUACUCUAAUCGUUAAUAACAGUCUUUUGACCGUAUACGAUAGAACCACCGCCUCGCAGGCCGAAGGAAAGCUCCUAUACGGAGCAGCACCGUCUAACAACUUUUCUUGCAAGGGUUUGCCUGCGCACCCUUUGCUUCAUUGCUCGACUCUGACAGCUCAAGUGACUCUCUCCUUCAGCAAAUAUAUCAAGUUUGAGCAAGCCGCCGACUAUUAUUCAAAAUGUCAGGAAUCGAUGUCGAAGCUCUUCUCGACUCCACUGCCACUAGCGACGUCAAAGACUCUCCUCGCGAUAAUGAAGACCUACACCAGACCGAACGCAACGAGCGUCGCGACAAGGACAAGUAUCGUGAUGGCUCGCGAGACCGUGAUAGGGACCGUGAUCGCAAAAGACGGGAUCGAAGUCGAGAACAUCGAAGGGAUCGGGAUCGAGACAGAGACGAUGACAUAAGAAGCCCCAGAAGCGAACACGGCUCUGCUAAUGGCAGUCAUAGGAGCAGGAGGAGAAGUCGGAGUCGCGAAGAUGACAGAAGACGCUCCGGACGUGACGAAGGUUACCAUCGCCGACGAUCGAGGUCUCCUGGAUAUGAUCGCUAUUACCGAGCAGAAGGCCGAUCAAGACGUGACGACGAUGAGCGCCGGGAUCGUGAAAAGGGUCACAGAGACCGCCGUCGCUCCGAAAGUCCCAAAAACGCCCUGAAGCGCAAGACGCCAGAGCCACAGCUUACUGAGGAUGAGCGUGACAGGAGAACGGUUUUCGUACAACAACUUGCCGCGCGACUCCGAACAAAAGAGUUGAUCCAAUUCUUCGAGAAGGUCGGCCCGGUCAAAGAGGCACAGAUUGUAAAGGAUCGUGUCAGCGGACGUUCCAAGGGUGUUGGCUAUGUUGAGUUCAAAGAUGAAGAUUCGGUACCCCUCGCCAUUCAGAUGACUGGACAAAAGCUACUCGGAAUCCCCAUUAUCGCUCAACUCACUGAAGCAGAGAAGAAUCGACAAGCUCGCAACCCGGAGGCGAGCAGUGGCAACCAUAAUUCCGUUCCGUUUCACCGCCUUUAUGUUGGAAAUAUUCACUUCAGCAUAACUGAACAGGAUUUACAGAACGUCUUCGAACCUUUCGGUGAGCUAGAAUUCGUACAACUUCAAAAAGAUGAGACAGGUCGUAGUCGCGGUUAUGGCUUUGUACAAUUUCGUGAUCCCAAUCAAGCUCGUGAGGCUCUUGAGAAGAUGAACGGCUUUGAUCUUGCAGGUCGUCCCAUCCGCGUGGGUCUAGGCAACGACAAGUUCACACCCGAAUCGACGGCCAAUCUGCUUCAGCGCUUCCAGGGUCAAAACCACUCUGGUUAUCAAGGCUCUGCAUUUUCUGGAUCUGGCGGACGAGGUGCCCAUGCUGGUGGCUCUGGCGGGACCUUCGACCGCGCAGGCGGCCGUGACAAUGACAAAGGUACUGGUGGCGCAAGUGCGUUAGACGAUACAGAUGUUGCCGGUGUGAACUUCAACAACUAUAGCAGAGAUGCAUUGAUGCGUAAACUCGCCAGGACAGACGAUUCAAACGUCGAAUCCCAGAAGAAAACGGUUGUUCCGAAGAAGGAGAGCAAGCCUCUUCCUGUCAACGUGAGCCAAGCGAGUCGUUGUGUCUUGCUGCGUAACAUGUUCGACCCAGCUGACGAAGAAGGCGACAGCUGGAUCAAAGAGCUCGAGGACGACGUGCGAGCCGAGUGCGAGGAGAAAUAUGGUCACGUCGUGCACAUUUCGCUUGACCCGAAUACUCAGGGCGACAUCUAUCUGAAGUUCGAACGUGUAUCGGGUGGUGAGAACGCAAUCAAAGGCCUCAACGGCCGCUACUUCGGUGGUAGGCAAAUCAGCGCACAGCCAGUCGUUGACGCCGUCUACAGCAGCUUGUUCUCUAGGACCAAGGCAUUGUGACCUUUUCCGAACGAAGACAUUGAUCCGCAACUCCCAGCCACCAUGUCGCGAAUCAUGGUGGGACUAGAGCCUAUAUCAUCAAAGUCAGCACUCGUUACUGCAUCAAGGCCGGGCAUGCUAGUCGUUUUGGGAGGAGUUCGGGAUGGUCAGAGCUGGAAUCUCGACUGGUGUGUCAAGAUCCGGGGUUGUUGUUGUUGACAGUCUUUAGUGCCUUUCUCCAGGUCCUUUCCAGUACCAGGGCAUCGCGAGCACCAGUACUGCUUCACGCCCAUCCAGGUGCUCUAGUAGGUCGGCGUUGCAGUUUUUUGUUCGAUUUGAUCUUGACGACGUGAAUUUCUUUUCAUGCGAAGGACAUUAACCGAUAGCUAGGACAUACUCUUUUGAAUGCUACGGCGUCUUUUCUCUGACCAUCUAUGUGCUAGGGGUUUUAGUCACAUUCGAUGCUCUUCUUGCCUUGUUCUUUGAGCAUUUUGUAUGUCCCCUCCAGAAUCUGGAUGUUUACUGAUGUGUGAAAGUUCGUUAUGACUUUUUGAUAGUAAUCCACGCCCGUUGUAUACUCGUACUGAGUCGAAAAGAUGAUACGCACUCUUUCCUCUUCGCAGGUCAAACUAGGUUGUUCCCAGCCUUCAGUGCCGCAGAUGCCUCUUGGCCCCGGGUGCUUGGUGUUGCUCACUGGGCGAGUGUGUAG
Molecule: messenger RNA, 2665 nt
Organism: Exophiala oligosperma
Lineage: Eukaryota; Fungi; Ascomycota; Eurotiomycetes; Chaetothyriales; Herpotrichiellaceae
Exons: 4
Coding region: 277-1977 (566 amino acids)
Biological process (GO): mRNA processing
Cellular component (GO): nucleus
Molecular function (GO): RNA binding
Source: RefSeq, a predicted model, not a curated record